This is a messenger RNA of Meloidogyne enterolobii, 684 nucleotides long. The record is from the annotation of a GenBank genome assembly. NCBI's taxonomy places the organism in Eukaryota, Metazoa, Nematoda, Chromadorea, Rhabditida, Meloidogynidae.
AUGUGGAGGUAUUUGACAGCAAGAAAUAUUUAUGAAAACUUAGCACCUUCAGGGAAAAAUACAUUGCAAAAUGCCUUAAUAAAUAUUAGAAUUAAAUUAGAUAGCCCAUAUAUUCGUGAAUUAGCAUAUAGUAAAUUAGCUUCAUGUUAUCAAAGAAAAGGGGAAUCAGUAGGUGAAUUCAUUAAGAGAUUAAUUCCGCUUGUUAAUUCAACAUCUUCGGAUGUCACAAAAGAAGUAAAGGAAGAAACUCUCUGUAGAUGUUUUAUUGAGAAGGUCAGGCCGGAAUACCAAAGGUCUUUACAAUUAAUUGCUCCAUUGAUUGGAAGGAAAUGUUUUGACAAACUCGCAACGUAUGUUCAAGAAUUAGAAAUAAAUUUUAGAAGUACAGAAACUAGUGAAGAAAAUAUACAAUUAAUACAAGGAAAUGAAUCAAGUUGGAUACAAAGUACUUCAAAUAAUACGCAGCAAUAUACUUAUGAAAACAACGCUUCGGCAAGUACACCUAAAUUUAGCUCUGAACAUGAGCAAUAUGAUUAUGAACAACAUGUAAUUGAAAAUAAGGACGAUGAAUACAAGGAAUAUGAUUGCAUUGAGGAGUUGAAAAACGAAAUAGAACAAAUGAAAGAAAUGAUUAAUAACCUGUCUGAACAAAUUAAUGAAUUGAAAAUGGAUGGAAAUUAUUAA